Messenger RNA from Phyllopteryx taeniolatus (common seadragon), 1101 nucleotides. RefSeq names its product proline rich Gla (G-carboxyglutamic acid) 2 (gene prrg2). Gene Ontology annotation, cellular component: extracellular region. NCBI's taxonomy places the organism in Eukaryota, Metazoa, Chordata, Actinopteri, Syngnathiformes, Syngnathidae. The record is from RefSeq and is a predicted model, not a curated record. Gene Ontology annotation, molecular function: calcium ion binding. The coding region runs from base 182 to 772 and encodes 196 amino acids. The transcript has 7 exons.
GCUUUCUUUGGGAAGACAUCCCUUUUGGUGUGACACUUGUGUGUUUUGAGGUUUCAAACUGAAACUCCUUUGAGACACUUGGGUGGGAAAUCCCAUGUGUUCCUGAAGAGUGAAGGAACACGCACUGCCAGGACAUCUUUGGAAGACACCUGCAGCCAGGUUCCAUGUAGUUUUUGUUUCAAUGGCAGCCUCAAUCAUCUGGAUUCCUGUGCUGGUCUUUCUGCAGUUGGCUUGCUGCUCUCUCACCUACCGACACACUUCAGGGAGUCCGCUGUUAGUGGAUGAACAGUCAGCCAAUGCCUUCCUGUCUCGCUCGCUGCUUUAUAACAGCUGGGACUUUGAAGUAGUGGUGCCUGACAACCUUGAAAGGGAAUGUUGGGAGGAGAUAUGCACUUAUGAAGAGGCCAGGGAAGUAUUUGAGGAUAACACUCAGACGGAAGUAUUUUGGACUGACUAUGUUGAAAGCCACGGAUAUGCACCCAGAGUGGACGUGUCGGGGCUGGUGGCAGGGAUCAUGGCAAUACUGGUGUGUGCUGUGAUUGCCACCGUGUUGGGUAUCUACUUCUACAAGGCCAAGAACAAGGGGGGAAGGAGACCCGUGCAAAUGUUGCAAGAUGGCCGUCCAGCCCCAGAGAUGGUCCCUCUGGCAACUGCCCCUGGUCUGCCCAGCUACAACGAGGCUCUAAACCGAAGUGGGAUGCACGAUGCCCCGCCGCCACCUUAUUCAGGGGGGGCGCCAUCUGAGCCUGCAGACCCAGGAGACAACGAGUGAGCACUGAGCCAGCCAGCCAGCCAGCCAGCCAGCCAGAGCUGCUUCAAUGUGGUUGAUGCUGGCGCUUGAUGAUGCUUUGAGUGAAGUUUCAGCACUGCUUGUUGUAUAACGUAUUUAGGGGCGGGAGUUGAGAGCCAAAUUCAGAACGGACACUUUUGACAGGAUGAUGAAGUACAUAGUACAGAUGUGAUGCUCUUAACUGGAUGCAGGUGAGGGUGAGGCUUUUUUUUUUUUUUUUGAUUGAUCUGUACGUCCACUUUGUGGACAGUCUAAAACACUUAAUGCAAGCGUAAGAAAGCUUAAGUUUGCUUAAUGUCAGAAAACCGCCA